GAGAUUUCCUGGUUGGCUUUAUUUAUGUAACAUACUUCAUAAAAGCACUUUCUACUGUCUCAUUAAGAGGAACAUGGCUGAUGGUGACAUGCAGAGAGGUGGGGACACUGUAGAUGCUGCAGUUUGUGGAAAUGGGGAAAAUGCAGAGGCUGCAGGAAGUUGCAAGACUACUGAGGAAAAGGACUGGAACAGCAGUAAACCAGAAACCUCAGAUGUUUACCGCUACAAGAUGGACUACCCCUGCAUUGGCACCUGUGUGAUUAUCAACAACAAGAACUUCCACUCAAAAACAGGGAUGGGCACUCGUAAUGGGACAGAUGCUGAUGCUGCCAAUGUUGCAAAGACCUUCCAAAACCUGGGUUACAAGGUCAAAACAUUAAAUGACCAGACUGUGGCUGAGAUGAAAAGGCUGUUGUUAGACGCAUCCAAAGAGGACCACAAGAACAAUGCAUCAUUUGUGUGUGUGAUGCUUAGUCAUGGGGAUGAGGGUGUCAUAUACGGCACUGACGGCUGUGAAAAGUUUGAUACGCUGGUACAGUGCUUCAAAGGAAAGCAGUGCAAGGGUCUGGUGGGGAAACCAAAGCUCUUCUUCAUACAGGCAUGUCGUGGUUCAGCCCUGGAUGAGGGAGUCAUUGAGACCGACAGUGUAGGAGACGAGCAGACGUCUGAGAAGAUUCCUGUGGAGGCCGACUUCUUAUACGCCUAUUCCACCGCUCCAGGAUACUACUCAUGGAGAAACACAAGCAACGGCUCCUGGUUCAUACAGAAGUUGUGUGAGAUGUUGGAGCGCUACAGUGGGAAGCUGGAUCUGAUGCAGAUCAUGACGCGAGUCAGCCACGGUGUUUCACGCCAGUUUGAGUCGUCCUGCAACCUGCCUGGAUUUAGCAACAAGAAGCAGAUCCCCUGUAUCGUCUCUAUGUUGACCAAAGACUUUUACUUCCCUGUCUAGAUUUACAUGGUUAAACCUAAUAUCUACCCUCUGGCCACCUUGAAUGUAUACAGUCUGUUGUGGUGUUCUGAGCAGGAUAACAAUGAUUUAAUUGUCACUAUACCCAAAUGCACUUUGCACUGAGGUAAAAACACAUCAGUGUUGGAUGAUUUUAGUGUUUGGUCUUGUUUGGGAAACACAAAACACUAUUAGUUCCAUAGUUAAAAAUAUAUUACAAUAAAAAAACUUAUACUGAUGCGACAGCUUCCAUCUUUUGUCAUGUGAUCAUGCUGUAUGUUUGACACUUCAUUGUGUUGCAAUGGCCCAAAGUCCAGACCUCAACCUGACUCAACUGUUUACAUGCAGUAUCUCUCACAGAGGAAACUUUAAUAUCACCUGUCAAAAUCGCAUUUGUUUUAUUCUGAAUUUUACACACAGGAAUAAGAUCAUUGAUCCAACUGACCAAAUCAUUCACACAGCUGGUUUGAAACGUUUGAAGAAAAUUCAGGUCAGCUGAUGGUUCAGUAGUAUUUGCUUUAAAAGCAUAUGUGUGGAUAUAACCUGUAACAUAAUGCUACCACAAACACACCCGAGAUCGUAUGUAGAGCAAAGUUGCACCAGCAAUGUCUAAACUAAAGCAUUAUGGAAAAUUACAUGGGAUAAAUUAUCAAUAUGUUUAAGGGACAAGUAAAGA
Molecule: messenger RNA, 1622 nt
Organism: Pundamilia nyererei
Lineage: Eukaryota; Metazoa; Chordata; Actinopteri; Cichliformes; Cichlidae
Product: caspase-3-like
Exons: 7
Coding region: 74-949 (291 amino acids)
Biological process (GO): positive regulation of neuron apoptotic process; proteolysis; keratinocyte differentiation
Cellular component (GO): cytoplasm; death-inducing signaling complex
Molecular function (GO): cysteine-type endopeptidase activity
Source: RefSeq, a predicted model, not a curated record